CCUGUCAGCAGUAAAUAAUGAAUGAAGCUGUCAGUCAGCUGUGAAAGUGCUAGCGUGCAGCAACACAAGAGAUGGAGAUACGAGGGACAUGUAAAGACCUUAAAUUCCCUUCAUUGUUUUGUGAGGAAAAAGUGGAUAAACGUGUGAUACAUGGAUCAGAAUGGGGGAAAAUGGAAUCAACAAAUGUUAUAAAAAGUUACAUGGAAACUAAACGUUUAUAGGAAAGUUUUUUUUUAAAUAAUUUUUUUUUUUUAUUUUGAAGUUGAUUUUUAAUUGUGAUAAUGUUCAGUCCUUUAUCCAGAGGCUAUGGAACCUGGUCUGGGGAGCUGUACGACCCGUAUAAAGGUGUCACAGAUACUGAGUCUCUACCUUGUAUAGAGCCAGGAGAGAACACUCACAGACAUGGUGUCACAGUUGGACUGGGGCCCAGGGCUUCAACUACAAUGUCUAUGCGCUCAGGAAAGGAUCAGCCCCUAACUUGUACCCUCACCCCUCGCUCUGACGGCAAACUCAACAUUCCUAAAACAUUUACCACACGUAAGGGGGCACUGAUUUUAUUUUCAUCACAAGAGGAUGGAGACAAUGGUUCAGCAUCUACGUCUGUGUCACGUUCUUCUUCCAGACAAAAAUCUGCUCUUUCCAAGAAAUUCAGUGCUUUGGAAACCUGUUCUACCCUGGGUACCUUGGAUAGAUUGUCAUUAUCAGUGCUGCAGUAUGGCGAUCAGGAGGAAUAUGACAGAGAGAAUGUGAGCAUUGCUGAUGAGAAAAAUAAAAUGGUCCUAAACUUCAUCCACUCGCUGGACGAGCGUGAGAUGGACAGCAGAGUUCGUCCUGGAAGUGAACUGUCUUCCUACCUCCGUGACCUAAAGUACAGGUCAGGUGGUCGUCAUGGUGCCACAUAUCUACCUCGGAGUCGAGAGACGAUGGAGUUACGAGCCCUUCUACAGGGUCUUCAAGAUAACAAGUGGCCGAUGUCAUACUCUUCUACAGAAGGGGCACCAGCUGUGGACAGAUCCAACACCUACGCAGAACAAUUCACGAGGCCAAGUUCCCGUGGUUCAACCCGGCCCGGAUCACCUGGGUCUGGUACCGCCACACCAAGAUCCAUCUUGUCCGCACGAAAACUGACGGCUUCGUUAAAAUCACUCAACCCCUACAGACAACCCUCCAUAGUUGAUGAUAGUGAGUUAGAUGAUGAGCAAAGCACCAGUACACACCCAACCAUAAGUGCCAAGGUCACACGAAAGUCACCACUUCAAGAUGACCUUGUCCGAUCAGGAUCAGCAUCGCCUCAGAGGUCAUGGACACAGCGCUUGGGGCCAACCUCAAUCACAGGAAGUAUUGAGGAGGAGCAGCCAAGUGACGGUAAUCAGGGUUGGAGAGGUAGCUCCCUGGGGACAUACCUCACAGAUAAUACGCCCAAGGCUCCAGGGGUCACCGACCCAUCUCACAAUGACGAGGGCAGGAACAGUUACUCACCAAAGGAGCUGGGAGAUGGUCACUUACUGAUGGAACAAGGUGACCGUCACUUAGAGGCGGAGGAAGGUGAUGGGCAUGGUGAAAAGGGUGUUGGGUUAGACCAUCUGUCAGAGGGUAGUGAUGGCUCUGACGUAGAAAUGUUGUAUACAGCUGGUAAUGGUUGUGUGGAUGGUAGUGUAGAUAUUGUGGAUGGUGAUGGUAUUGUAUCCGCCUCUGUUGUCUCCCCUUCCCCAAACAUGCAGCAUGAUAAAUCUGCACUGCUCCAGCAGCAUGACAAUUCCUCUCCCUCCCCUCAUCCUGAACAAUCUCUCUCGUGUGAUCUCCAGGUGGUGGUGGACCAUACUUCUCCUCUAACGCAUCCUCAACUCUCUGAGGACAACAAGCUUUCCUCUCAGGUGACAGACCCUGGUGUAGACAGGCUGUCAGUCGCUGACGAUGGGGGUGAUGUGGUGUCCAGUAUCACUGGGGUCAGUGAGGACACCACAGAACCUGUUACCAUCAAAGUUGACAUCAAUACCCUUAUUACAGGCCCCAUACCAGAGGAGAAUCAGGAAAUGGCAGAAUUCUCUGGGUCAGAGGUCAAAUCCAACCAUGACAUGGACAGAAAUAAUGUAAACUUAGAUGUUGAAAAUUCUCAACUUGUAAAAACGCCAACUGGAACUGAAUCUGAGUUAAAUGAUGUCACUGGAGAAAAAGGUUAUGUAAAUGACCUGAAAUCACCAGAUGGAUCAAUGUCUCGAGUAUCUCCCUCCCAAAAGAGGGAUUCAAGCGGAGGAAAGGGUUCUCCUACAGCUGCCAUCACAACAACCAAGGGAGGCAGUAGGCAGUCCUCAGCCAAGAGGGUGUUAUCAGGCAGGAAGUCUCCAAGAAGAGAGGCUACCCCAGUCAAACAAUCGUCCAGACAGUCAUCAGCGAAAAGUAAUGCUGACAGGUCUGUGUCUCAACAUGAGACAGAGGCCACCGAGACUUUGGUUGCCAUGGAAGCAAAGACAGAAGCAGUAGAUUUAGAGGAUGUAGCCAGUGUAGCCUCAUCUGUUCUGGUAGAACAAGACAUUGUGUUGCCAGCCCAAGAUGACACUGGAGAUGUAAGCAAUGGUGAGACAGCAAGUUUACCUGUGGAUGGUGUAGCACAGCCACUUGUACCCCAAUACACAGGUUCCAUGGCCAAUGGAGGAGGAUUGAUGAUUCUUGACAGUGUACCCUCAGUUCCUGUAGUGAGUCCCCACUCGUCCAGACCUGUCUCCAGGACCAGCUCCAGGCCAGCCUCUUACAAAACUGGCCAGCUGCCUCUGGAAGAGGAACCGCCAAUAGCGACACCAAAGUCUGCUGAACCACCGGAACAAAGAGUAGAAGAAAAACAGGACAAGAAAAUAGAACUUAAAGAACAGAAAAAUGAACAAAAAGAUGACCACAAGAUGUCUGACACUGCUAGCUUAUCUGUGGGGAAAACAGAGGAGACCACCCCCAAACCCCCUGAAGGGGGAAAGAAAGGACAACAACGUAGGGGGCACUUACCCCGAGGUAAGAAGGCCAAGAAGGAUGUGACCAAGGCAAUAGACAUCUCUUCUGUACAGCCUGACGAGGAGGAGAAACCAAAGGAGCAUGAGAUCACUGUGUAUAAGACUGUCAAGGUCGCAGCUCAGAAGGAAGAGACCAUCAUCCCAGACUUCAUCACUGAGGAGUCGGCGCGACACAAGGAAGAGUCCAAGGAAGCCCUGGAGCAACAGAUGGUGGAGAUGUCUAAGAUAGUUGACAACGCCAUGUCAGGGACUGUACUGGAAGAGGACGAGGGCGGCCUUACAGACAUGGAGCUUGCACUGGCACAAAAACAAGUCUUGGAGAGAAUGGCAGAGGCAAAGGAGAAAAUGGGUCAAGUAGACAACCCUCAGCCACCCAAAGUGGAGAAACCUGUAAAAGGAACAACUGGGAAGAAAGGAGGGAAGAAAAAUAUAGAGAAAAAAGUGGUGGACACUGAGAAAGAAAAGCUCAAAGAAAUGAGAAGAGUAGAGAAAGAGAAACGAUUGGAAGAAGCUAAGACCUUGCAAUCAAAGAUAGAUAAACAACAAGCACUGCGAAAGGCAAAGGAAAAAGAAGCACGGGACAGGGGAAAGCUGACUACUGAUAAUGUGGAGCUUGAGCUAGAGAUGGAGAGACUGGAAAGGGAGGCAGAGGAGAUACAACAAGCCGAGGACGACGUGCGACAAGCGCUUGCUGAAUCAAGGAAAAAACAAAGGGACGAGCGUGAUACGCGGAGAAAGGCUGAUCUCGAACGAAAAAAACAGCUGGCCAUAGAACGGCGGGAUAAAGAGAAGAAAAUUAUGGAGAAGGCCAAAAACAAGGAGCUGGAAAUGUUGGAGAAAAUUGAGGAUGCCAAUGUUAGGAAACGUCAACGCGAGGAGGAGGAACUUAAGGAGGAGGAAGAAGAGAGACUGGCUCAGGAACGACUGGAGGAGGAGAUGAGAGAGGCUGAGAGGCUAGCUGAAGAGGAGGAAGAUAAACUCAGGGAGCUGGAGAGACAGGCAGAGGAGGAAGCAAUGCAACGCCUCAUUGAUGAGAGAGAGGAGGCUACACGAAAGAAGAGACAAAUAGAGGAACAGAAACGAUUAGUCGAGGAAGAGGAGGACAGGAAAAGAGAAAUCAUUAUUAAAGAAGAGAGGCGAUUGGAAGAGGAAAGAUCUAGGAGGGCAGAAGAAGAGGAUAGGAAAUUACAGGAGGAGAAAAGGAGACUGGCCGAGUUACAAAGAAUUGAGAGUGAGGCCAGGGAACAGAUGCAGAAGGAGCUUGCUCACCGCCGCGAGAUGGCCCUUUCAAGACGGGAUCGAAAUCUUGAGGCCCGCUCCAACAUGACACGACUCAAACAUUCACAAGGGAUCACACAGCCCUGGGUCUGGUCCUACUUCAUACAGUGGCCCAUGGAGACCUAUAACAUACCCAUAGGAGGGGAGCCUGAUGACAAGAAGAAGAAGCGCCCCAAGCCAAAGGCCAAGAGAUGAUGACCUGGGAGGUUUGGACUUAUCCACGAUGAUGCCCUGGGCCUGUAUGGACUUAUCCACGAUGAUGCCCUGGGCCUGUAUGGACUUAUCCACGAUGAUGCCCUGGGCCUGUAUGGACGUAUCCACCGUGUAUUUAGUGCCUUCUGUAUCACUGUGCUUUUAAUAAUUAUUACUGGUAGUACAAUAGGAGAAAAUGUCAUCACUUAAUGUUGUGCGUACGGAAAAAGACAUUCACCAUGAACAUAAAAUAUUAUUUAAUUAUUCAGGUCAUACUUAAAAAAUGAAAGAAAAGAAAUUUUCAAUAAAAAAAAAUCUUACAGCUAUCCCAGAAAAACAACAACAAUAAAGCAGUUGGUGGCAUGAGAUAGGGAGCAUGUUUUUGAUCCAUACCACUCAUAACUGCUUUUUCCUGGGGCCCACUGUACAAAUGUUCACAAUUAUUUUAUACGAAACACCAAUAGAUCGUCAGUUUAAGUGCCUCCCUCAAGUAAAAGAGGUUGAGACUUAUAUUCUGUGUUUAUUUUAUAUUUACCAUAUUUAUAUGGAUAUCUUGACAUAAAUCAUGAGGGAACUUUGGAACCAUCUUAGUUUAUUCGUUACUAAUCAUUACUAAGUUGGUGGGUAUCUAUCAUGCUACCAUGUGGUAUACAUGUACUGAAUACACACAUGUUAUGGGAUUUUUUAAAUCAAAGCUUGUUAUCAUGGAGUAUUGCAAAUACAGUUACAUGUACAUCUAGUUCAGUUUGGGAUAUAUUUUGUUUUGUAUAAAUUGUUCUCAAACAAAUAAAUAUUUUGAUUUGUUUUUGCCUGUGAAUUUAUGCAAAUAAGUACUAUUUAUGAAGAGGUACGUGGUCCUCUCACUAUUACCACAUGACCAUAGUUGUCCUGUAUAUUGUUCCCUAUAUUGUAUAGUCGUAUGUGACGAGGUGGUCCUAUAUCUGGUUCAACAUGACUCAGGGAGUAUUCUAUGUCAUAACUUUUGCCUUAUGAGUGCAUUUUCAAAUGCUACCAUUCUUAAUGCUUUCACCCCUAUGUAACUUUAGUAGACUUUACCAUGCAUUGAUAUGGAUGGGUCCUUUGUAGUCUACAGUGGUGAAAGGGUUAAAGGCAUACAAAUGUUUGUCCAUGUACAGAACCAUGAUCACCUUUCUGAGUAGAUCUCUGUCACUUCCAGUAGCUUAGCAAGAGACAGGUUGUCUGAUUUGUCAGGUUCUAAUAUACACAGUGGGACAAAGUAGAAGAUGGUUUGAACAGGUUUCUAAGUCAGUCUAGACAGGUCUCACUGUAUAUUAUAACUAUGCAAGUGGUGGGAUAGACUAUCAAGGAUACAGGAAACUUACUACACUGUAUGUUAUAAUUAUACCAGUGGGAUAGACUAUCAAGGAUACAGGAAACUUACUAUGCAAUGGACUUUGUUUAUAAUCAAAUUUGUCUUGUUUUAGCAGUGAUAAAUUUACUUAAUUUUGUUCAUCUGUGAAUAAUUGGGGCACAGCUAUUUUAUUUGUAUAACUCAUAAAACUUGUUGAUCCACUUUGUCUGUGAUAUCUAGUUUAUUUUGUUUUCGUAUAUAUCUGUAAUACAGUGCUGCUGUGAUGCAUCUUGUUAGAAAAUAGUUUUUUCAUAAUUUUUCUUAUAUUUUUUUUUAUUUAUGCUUGUUAAAUAAUUAAGUCACUUAACAUAACUUGUAGCUGCUGUUGCAUUGCCCGACCUUUGAGUCCUAUCUAAGUGCCGGAGUCCUUUUCCGUCCGGACCAGAGUCCUAGACCAACUAUUAUUUGGAAUACAGCGUUGGUCUUCUUAUCUUUUAAGACAAGACUCCUGGGCUAAUCACACUGAUAGCAAACUCCCUGGUUUUUGUGAGCUUUCCUGUACAGUCCUUGGUCCCAAUAAGAAUUAGACUUCCUGGUCUCACCACUAGGUGGAGACUUCCUAAAGGCGUUAUUACUGAAUGUUACUCGUUUAAUUUGUGGCAUGUUUCCAAAAUGUCCCGGUCAUAUUUUUAAUUAAUAUUUUUUGUAGUUUUUUUUUUUUGAAGGAUUUUGUUUUAAGAAAAAAUUAUAUUUGUGUAUAAAAAAAUAACCCAAAUCACCAGUGCUAAUGUUUGGUGCAUGUAUGUAUCAAACUUGUAUAAUGGUAAUUUUAUUUAAUUGUUAAUUUACAUCAAUUACACCAUAACAUGGAAGAGUUAUAACUUAUUUACAGAAAUGUUAUUGAUGUUAACAAGGUAAAGAUACACAAUAGUGCACUCUGUAUAUUUUUUUAUUGAUUCUAUAUAUAAUUAUAUAUGUAUAUCAUCUUAGUUAUAAAAUUGACUCAUUUUAUUUUAAAUGUUAUAAUACAUGUACGUUUAUUAUUUAUUUGAUUUAAGCUCUAAAACCUAUUAAACAUUUCCUUUAGGACUUCUUUGUACUGGGGUACAUUCGCUUUUCCAGUUGAAACGGUUGAACCUGUAAAGAAAACAACAGGUAUAGAUCUGGACCGAGGCUGACCUCAGGAAAAUUUGG
Molecule: messenger RNA, 6975 nt
Organism: Mizuhopecten yessoensis (Yesso scallop)
Lineage: Eukaryota; Metazoa; Mollusca; Bivalvia; Pectinida; Pectinidae
Product: trichohyalin-like
Exons: 24
Coding region: 282-4472 (1396 amino acids)
Source: RefSeq, a predicted model, not a curated record